Messenger RNA from Rhodamnia argentea, 2813 nucleotides. RefSeq names its product putative nuclear RNA export factor SDE5. Bases 1135 to 2577 code for a protein of 480 amino acids. Lineage: Eukaryota; Viridiplantae; Streptophyta; Magnoliopsida; Myrtales; Myrtaceae. The record is from RefSeq and is a predicted model, not a curated record. The transcript has 12 exons.
AUUGCCAGUUGAUGGAUGGUUUUAAUGGCAUGCAAAAUAGGAUUUCACGUGUGUUGCGAUCUGUUUUAAGAACUCUUAUAGCAAGGUUAUGUGGAAAUCACCAGAUCCAAGAAUGCGAUAUGUGGCGCUCAUCCGUCACAUGGUGAACUUAAAUUAAGUGCCUUCGACUUCUCUCAAAUGUUUUAUCUUGUUUUUGUGCCAUUUUACUCUCCUUAGUCUGGCCGUUUCCACAAUUUAUUGCUAAUUGAUAUGGGUGGUUCUCCUAUAGCAGAGAUUUAGUCCUGCUGAUUUUAUGAAUGGAGUUGUCUUGAUUCUAUUAAUUCUGGCAUUGCUAUAUGGACUGCAAUUGCAUACACAGGGCUCGCCAGACAGCAAUAAGUUAAUCAUGCACUGUUUUCUAAUCAUUAUUUGGAGCGGCUCAGCUUGUCAUUUUUUUUUUCUGGUUGUAUUAGUCCUGAUGCCUAAAUAUGGAAAAUACACAGGCAUAUUCAUCCUUUGUAAUCGAAGUACAUUGCUUUCACUUCCUGCACUGAUGCUUAAUAGAACCAUUGUAUAUUGCAUAAUGAUGUGCAUUUGUUUGUGAGUUGUGAUGUGCACGAGAGACAUAAAUCUUAAGAACGCAAACCUCCUAAGUAAAAUCUUCUUUUAGAAUGUAUAAUCGUACAUUUGACUGACCACCCCCUCAGUUGGAAAAAAAUCCAAAAAGGACAAAAAAUUUAAUGACCGGCUUUUUUUUGGAUAAUCUGCAUAUUCACCUUUUAUUGCUUAACACAUUAGGUUCCAGUCAUUAUAAUCAGUUAAUUUCUCUUUAGGAAGGUUUAAUGAAGUGUUGGGACUCUUUCCAUCUACCAAGAAAAAAUCCAACCAAAAACGACGAGGAAGAAAGAAAAAUGACAGGAAAACUGGGUUUCAUCUGUGCAUAUUCAUCUGUUUUUGCUUAUCACAUUACGUCCUAAUGAUAUGGCAACUCUUUUAUUAUUGCCCUUUGUUUUGUCUUUUUGUAUGUAAGUGUCAAGUCCGGCUGUAUUUAAGAACACUUUUGAGGAAACAGCGAUUUUUUUUUUUUUUGUGGUGCCUUUGGUGUUUUUUUUCUCUCUUAAAGAAACAGAUUUCCUAGGUCACAUUAGGGUUAAGAUGAGAGGAAACCACUCUAGAUAUGCAGAUACCAUCGACCACUUAUCUGGUAGUGAUGUGAAUGAAGGGUCAUUUUCAUCAUCAUCAAUUGAUAACAUCCCUCCUAAGCCAUUUCAAGCUGGUGCUAAUUCCAGAUCUUCAAAGCUGAAAUGCUGUCCUGCUUCGAUGGGUAGUGUUUCAAGUUUUCGGGGAAAAGAGGAUGUCAAAGCCAAACUCUGUUCGUUUGAGACUGCCAAACCUUUGAAACUCGAUGCAAAGUUGCUGUCCAUCUCCGAUAGUUAUCCAGAUAUUCAGUCGAAUCCCAUCAUGGAGAUGCAAAAAGAUAUGGAGGAUUUCCUGUUCAAAAUGCUUGAAGACGGAUUUCAGCUAGAUAGAGAUUUGAUUGGAGAAGUACUUGAUUGUCAUGCUUGUUAUCCUUUUAUAUAUUGGUCAUCAUGCAGUAAAUUCCGAGGGAUAUGUGGAUACGAUGUGAAAAAGAGCUUCGAGAAACUAAUUGAAUUUUCAGCCAUAGCUUCAAAGGAAAGGAGCAACUUGGAUGGAGAGUCCUCGAAGAAGGUUGGUCAAAUUCAUAGAGAUAUAUUCCCUCCAUCUGAAACGCUUUGGCAACAAAAAAUGUUCCGAGACACUAACUAUGCAGGAGGAGAAAGAAGUAGAUCUUCCCAACCUAAGUCUGCCGAACUGACUAGACAAGAAAUAGAGAAGCAGAAUCAAGAAAAGGAAAUUUUGGCCACACUAUUUUGUGCUUACAAGAUAAACGAUGAUGAACCUCCCCUCACAACUGGUAGGAGGAGGUCAUUUCUUGGUAAUACUAGGAGGAGAUCUAGGGCAUUUGGCAAUGUGGUGAUUCCGCCACCAGGAGAUUUAAGUCCUGAAGACAAGGUUCGAGGGACAGAUUCAGACCGUGAAAAUAAUGACCAUGACAUGGAAGAUGCAUAUGAAGUUCUCCGGAAGGCUGUAUUGGAGCAUCGUAGAAUUAUGAGGGAAUACUAUGGAGCAGCUGUUGAAGCUUAUGCCAAUGGAGAUCGGGCUUUGGCUGAAAGACUUUUGGAACAGGGACACUUCCACAAGGGCAAAGCUCGUGAAGCAGAUGAAGAAUCCAAUGAAAAGAUUUACGAGACAAGGGGCAGAAAUGCAGAUGCGGACGAUGAAUUUUUGCUUGACCUGCGUCAACAAGAUCCCCAGGAGGCAGUUAUUCUCCUGAAGAGUCAUCUGCUGUCGCUUCCCGGCAUCUACUCUUGCCUCAAAGUUGCAGUCAAAUCAUAUAGUGGUGUAGAUACUUUUAAAGGAGCUUGUAGACGAAGGAUCCUAAAGCUUCUAGAAAACGAAUCCAUCGAAUGGACUCAAGAAGGCACCACGGGAAACGUUUCGAUCGCGCUGGACAAAAUCCAGCGAGAACGCUUGAGUUUUUACAAGAAGAAACCAGGGAGUAAAUUUCCUUGCUGAGAAUUCUAGUCAUUCUUUGCUCACCUAUUUCUGGUCUGGACUCUGGAGUGCCAUUUGGACAUGCUGGACAUUAUAUUUUCAUUUGAGGUUGUUGUCUAAGUACUGGUGAACGUUGUCUUUUCUGAGAACUCACCUAUAUUAAGUGAGGACUUCAUGGAGGUUUAAUAAUCAUGGCUUGGAUAUGUCUGUCAAUCUUUUUCUACAGUACAGUGUGUUUCCACACUUUUCUUGAACUG